AUGCGCUUCCCUUUCAGAACAGACAAAAACCUCAAACUCAUCUCCAAGGCGGACCGGCCCCAACGCCUCCCCAAGGGAGCAAAAAUCAAGCCGGAGGAGCUCCGCCGCCUGCGCGAGAUGAUGCGCCAGCGAUAUGCGCUGGACCUUGAAAUCUGGAGCCUGCGCAAGGUGGGCAACCACAACAAGACCGUCGUCGAGGACAAGAUGCGGAGGGCCGACGCGCUGCUGGCCUGCAUCCGCGCCACCGUCUGCGCCAUGGACGACAGGGAGUACUUCAACCACGAGGACGAGUAUCAGAAGAUCAAGGAAAUCAAGGCCCGCGUCAUGGCCGGCGGGAAGAAGGAGUGGGUGCAGAAUCCUCCCUGGAAUGAAGACUGA
Messenger RNA from Fonsecaea multimorphosa CBS 102226, 378 nucleotides. RefSeq lists its product as uncharacterized. Bases 1 to 378 code for a protein of 125 amino acids. The record is from RefSeq and is a predicted model, not a curated record. The transcript is spliced from 2 exons. Lineage: Eukaryota; Fungi; Ascomycota; Eurotiomycetes; Chaetothyriales; Herpotrichiellaceae.